UAUAAACUUCCGGGUUGGUUGCUUUCGUUGACCUGUUGUUGAUGGAAAAUAUCAGCAAGUUUGUAAGAAAACAUGAAUUUAGAAUAAGCAUAACUGUAUAAAUGAAUAUCUACAAAAAUGCCACGAGGGAAGACUCCAAACGGCCCAUUACCUGCAUCAGAGGCCAGCAAUGGUAGCCUUGUCUCAAUUGAAAGCAGAGAACUUCCAUAUUUUUAUAGCAAUUUCAGCAAUACAGAUGAGGUUGCUGACUACUUGCUCCAUAAAUCAAAGUCUAAAGUUGGAGUGUUUCUGGUCAGACCAAGUUUUAAAAAUAGAUCUAUGCUAACAGUUUCUGUUGUAGUGGCAGAUAAAACAGUGAGACAUACAAACAUUGUCAUAGAAGGAACAGGUGCUUUAAAAAAGUAUUACCUUGUAAAGGAAAAGAAGUUUGACAGUGUUGAUGAACUCAUUAGGUACUACUAUGAUCAUGAUGUGAAAAACUUGCAGAAAGUCACCCAUGUACGAUUUCUUUAUCCACUAACACCAUCCAAUUAUCAACAAAGUCGAUCUUCUUCUGGUGGUUCUUACCAUACAAUUAAUAGUCAGGGUUCUGGUGGGGGACGUUCAGCAUGUGUAGGAGGGAAUGAUGAAAGACCUCCUUUGCCUGAAAGGAACCAUGUACGUAGAGGAAGUCAAGAAAGUUUUAAUAGUCAGAUGUCUGUUUUUACUGAUACAGGUUCUAUGAGCUCGGGUACGCCUCUUUUUCAUAGCAAUAGUGGACCUAUACCAAUUCCUAAAGGUGCAUCGAGUAAUAGUAUUAAUAAAGAUGGGUCAUUCCAUUCUAACUGGACAUUGGGACCAAGUGGUGGAUCAUUUCCACAUCUACCAUCUCCAACUCUACCCUCACCAACUGACGAUAUUGCUAAACGUCCUCCACCACCAAUUCCUCAAAUUCCUCAAAGUGACGUAAACCCAUAUUAUUCUGAAGCAAGGAACGUUGAUAAAAGUAUAAAAGAAGAACUGAAAAAAGUCAUACGUGACAGUGAAAGAUGUGACUGUGGAAUUCCAAGAGACAUAUCUGAUUUACCACUGGGUUGGACAGUGCAUCGUAGUAAAGACGCUGCCACUUAUGGCAGAGUAUUUUUUCAAAAUGAGGCUGGUGUUACAAGCUGGAAACUACCAGAAGAUGUAAAUCGUAAGCUGACUGCACAGCAUCAGACAAAUCUGAAAAAAUUAAAAGUGAUGAAAUUUGAUGAUGAUUAUUUAGAAAGUAACAUACCUCCUGACUUUCUUCCAAGAUCACCAUCAAAUCGCUCAAAUGGCAGUGGAAUAGGAUCUGAUGGCAAAAGAUUUUCUAAUACACAAUUUUGAUUCAUUUGCUUUUAUAAAUAUUUGUAAAUGAUGAAAUGAAUAUUACACAAGGUUCAAAAAGAGCAUUGAAAAUUCAGAGUCUGAUUACAAUAGAUCACCUCAGAUUGCAUUUUCCCCCACUCAGUCCUACAUGUAUAGUGAAAUUGAAAGAGUUUAUGUAUAAUGUAAUUCAUAAAUGUUCCUUUUUGUUUUAGAAUUUGAUGCGUUUAUGGAAAAAAAAAUUCACAAGAGUACAAUUAAAAACAUACAUUUCGAAUGGUAACGAUAGUUCUAAUUUCUAAACAACUAGCUAUAUAUAUGGUGCUGGGAGGAUUAGGAAUAUCUCUAUUCGUUUCGUUUAUCAGUUGAUGAAUUUUCAAUGGUAUUUUGAAUUUUUGUGUAUUCAAUUUUGAUUCCAUAUCUUGGAAAGAAAGCACAUUUUAAUUGAUGCAUUGACUCAACCUUCAUCUUAGUUCUAUAAAUUGUCUGCUGUAGAUGUCACAUGUCACUAAGUACAAUGAUAGGAUAUACAUGAUGUAUGUAAAUAUAAGUUUGCUAAAUGUAAAUACAUGUAUUACAUUUUCGUCAUGCUUUUCCAAGGAGCAAGAUCUGACAUGUCUUAAGGGUAACAACAUUUGCACCAAGUUAUUUUUUUAUAUGGCAUUAGGAAAGCUAAAAAUGGAAAUGGGAGCUUGCAUAAUUAAUGUCUCAUUGUAUUCGUUUUCAUAAUUAUCGUUUAUCACAACUUUUAUUAUAAAAUCUCUAACAAGUAUCUCAUUUGCAUAUUUAUGUGGCUAAAUAUGUUUAUUAUUAUUACUAAGUAAUAAUGGUGAUAGCAAGAAUUAAGGUGGUACAUUUGUAGAUCAUUGUUAUAAAAGGAAAUUACUCAUUAAUUGGUUCUGUAUUUUUGACAGAAGGUUUUAUCAAUACAUUUUUGCAUCUUUCAAACCACCUGUCUUAAUCUUCAAUGUUCAAUCAAAAGUUAAAUGGUAAUAAAAACAUCGCAAUAAUUUCUGAAUUUACAGUAUAAUACUGUCACAUGACUGUAAAUUCAGAAAUUAUUGCGAAUUAUACUGUAAAUUCAGAAAUUAUUGCGAUGUUUUAUUAUGCGAAAAACUUGACAGGGUUAUGAUAAAUCGUAAACAUGCAUUUUUAAAUUUUAUAUGAAUUUAACAGGAUUUGUUCUCAAUAUUGCAAAAAUUAAAAUCACAUUUAAGUCUAAAAUGAGAAAAUAAAAAUAAAAAAUGCCAUAAAUAUUUCUGAAUUUACAGUAGUUCUUCCAAAACAAAAAUAAAAGGAUGAUUCAAUCAUAUCUUGUGUAAAAACACAGUGCAACCAAAAAGGCUGCCAAAUAAUAUUUCUUUAACUGCAAAUAUUGUAGACAAGCAUACAUAUAAGUCUGUAGAAUAUACAUUUUUGUACUCUCAACUAGUAUUAUAUUUUUUCAACUUUAUUUAUCAUAUACAAAGAGCAUGUGAUUUGGAAAUGUUUGUAAUCUCCUUUUUUAAUUUCACAUUUGUUUAAUGUAAACCAGUAUUAUCUGUCACCGAAAAGUGCUAUUCUAGCUGAAAGCUAAGCCGUAAUCUCAGUGUUUACAAAAAACAUACUGUAAUUGGUGCUUUUUUUAACUUUUAUAUUUUUGAUCUGUUACAGCAUUGUCAAGCUACAUAUAACUUUUAAGUCUAAGUGGUGAAGGCUGGUAAUGAUACUUUUGCAUAUCAAACUUGUUAUUAUAUUCUUUGUUUAUUGAUUCUUAUGUAUUACUGACAUAUUUUGCCUGUAUUUUAAAACUUACUUUAUUCUUUAUUGAAUUGAUAAGGUCCUGGGGAUAAGUUAAGACUGUCACAUUUAAAUAACAUUUAGUCUUAAAUUAUUGCAAACUGUUAAAUAAGCAUUCCAAGCUUCAAACCUCUUCAAUGAUUAAGAUUCAGUGGCACAUUUUUAUAAAUCACUGAUUCCCUAUUGUUUAACUUUUUACAGCACAACAUUUUGAAUUUUCAUGAUCAAAAUCUAUAAACUUGUAUAUUUGAAAAAAAAGACAGAAAUAUAUUAUUUUAUGGAACUUAAAGUGAAAAAUCUCUUUUAUUUGACCAUUCCUUGUUAAAGAAUCUCCUCUUAAAGGACUUCUUUUUCAAUUCACUCCUAGAAAUGUGUUUAACCCAUUUAGACACUAGUUUAUCUAGGUGAUAUAUGAAUUACAAAAAUGCUACACUUUUUUGUUCUUGAAAAGUCUGUUAUUUCAGUCAUACAUUCCCCUAAAAUAUUCAAUAUAUAAAUAAGAAAUAUUAUUAGUUAUGCAUAUUGUACCAUGUAAACAUAUCAUUUUCCUGAAAGCCAGUUUCAUAUUUGAAUUGUGAAUUUGUUAACAUUGAUGAAUGGAAUAGUGCAUGUAUAUAUGAUAGAUAUAUUUGAAGGCAAUCCCUACUGUCAUGACUGUAGCUGUCUGAAUACUAUUAUUGUUUGUGAUUAUACCAUAAAAUAUUUGUACAUUUAACAAUGUUAUUUACAAUUUGAACAAAACC
Messenger RNA from Mytilus trossulus (common blue mussel), 3851 nucleotides. RefSeq lists its product as uncharacterized. Bases 118 to 1350 code for a protein of 410 amino acids. The transcript has 4 exons. The record is from RefSeq and is a predicted model, not a curated record. Lineage: Eukaryota; Metazoa; Mollusca; Bivalvia; Mytilida; Mytilidae. Gene Ontology annotation, molecular function: protein binding.